AUGCAGCACUACUACAGUAGGAAACCCGCCGCAAUGUCGCUGGAAACUGCUCUGGAAGAAGAGCGCCGUGAGCUGGUUCAUGAAUAUGAAGGUCGCAACGGUGCCCGCUCGCGACGGAACCACAGAACAACCCCGACUACCCCAGCGCGGAGCCUGCUAGAUAUUGCUCCAUCGCCUGGGGCCCUGCCUCCACGGCAUGGGUCCAUCGCCGGCAUUGGCGUCGGCGUGACUCCCCCUUCCGCUCAACGCAGCGGGCAUGAACCUCUCGUUACCACUACGUCUAGCACUGCACCUCCUCCUGUCAAAAAAACUUCCACCCCACGACGCACGACAUCGGCUGUGGCUCCGCCGCCAAUCCCGCAGAAGAAAUCUUCCGCUGAUUCCGAGGACGCUCCCCGCAGAUCCAGCGACCCGCUUUCGGUCACCAAGGAUAGCAAACUCGAUAAUACCAAACCCCGGCAGAGUAUCCGUUGGGACGAUUCGGUCACAAUGCCGCCUAGCGUCCUCUCUCAACGGCGUGCGAGCCAGGCACAGGAAAAACCGCCGACCAAGGCCCUGCAGGGCAGGAACGCUAUGGCAGCGGUGAUGUCCGGCCUGGAUAUACGGGUCGGGCUGCCAAGUUUUACCAGAGGCAGAAGCUCAUCACGGAACAACUCAGCGCGCGGGACCUCGUUGGACUCGCGCUUGUCCCCAAAGAAUCGCUGGCUCAGCCCGAGCUCCCGGAGCCCGGCAUCCCAGUCGACCAAGCCGGCAGCAGAAAAGCCGAAGCCGACAGAGACAGAGAGUACUAGUAAACAGCAACCGGAUAGACCGGCAGCUCGCCGCCAAUUGUCCGACGACGAUGUCCGUUCGCCGCCACCUGGAGAUGAACGUUUGGAGAAAGACAUGUACGACAGCGAAAACAACUUGAUCGAAACCAGUGAAGAGGAAGUCGAUGAUUCAACCUCGAGUGAUGAUGAGGCUAGUUCCGAGCGUGGGCGAAAGAAAACACCAGACCGUGCCACUCUUAUCGGGGACAAUGAAACGAGCCCCUCAACGACGGAUUCGAAGGAGCAGGAUAGCCCCGACGACAAAUCUGAGAAAUCAGAGUAUACUCAUUCGGCGAAACAGGGCCCAAUUCCCAAGAAGCCUGAGGUUCAUCCUCGGACAAGCUUCGACACAGCUUCGGCGGUAAAUACUCCCUUUGGAUCGGAAGACGAGGCGGAGUUGUCCGACAUCAAACGGGCGCAGAAGCUCGGAAUCCAAAUGUCCGCCAUUGACAGUUCCGUGCACAACAGGUCUAUCCGGACUAUCAUCCGCGGUGACUAUACCGGCCUAUCAGAACAAACAGAAAAUGGUCGUCGCCGACAACGCAAGUAUCUGGUAACUACAGACCUCAGUGAAGAAUCUGUUUACGCUUUGGAAUGGACGAUCGGCACGAUUCUUCGAGAUGGUGACACAAUGUUUGCCGUCUGUGCUUUUCAUGAGGAGACUGGUGCGCCAACCUCCGUUCAGAUUGGUGAGGGCGCCAAAGCCAUGCAAGAUGCUGCGGCCGUCGUGGGGUCGCAGACUGAAGAGACGGCGCAGCAAUCGCAGAACGAUUCGUCCACCAAUUUGUCUCGCGCGCUCUUGAGCCGACUUGGCUCGGGAACGGACAGCAAGCCCGGCUCUGUCGAUUCUCGGGGGAUGUCCAAAGCGGAGUCCGAACGCGUUCAUGCGGUUGAAGUUAUCUCACAAACGUGUGUCCGACUCCUCAGAAAGACGCUGUUACAGGUACGGGUUGCCGUUGAGGUGAUUCAUUGCAAGAGCCCUAAACAUAUGAUUACCGAAGCUAUCGACGGGCUUGAGCCAACCCUUGUCAUUGUCGGUGCCCGGGGCCGGAGCGCUCUGAAAGGUGUACUUCUCGGGUCAUUUUCCAAUUAUCUGGUCAUGCACUCCUCGGUUCCGGUUAUGGUCGCCCGGAAGAAGCUAAAGAAGCAAUCCAAGACGAAGAAGACAAACAUUCGUCUGUCGAAUAAUCUAUCAACACCCAAAAAGCUUGCAAUGGCAAAGGUGGAUUAG
Messenger RNA from Aspergillus oryzae RIB40, 2040 nucleotides. Its product is annotated as universal stress protein family domain protein. The coding region runs from base 1 to 2040 and encodes 679 amino acids. The transcript is spliced from 4 exons. NCBI's taxonomy places the organism in Eukaryota, Fungi, Ascomycota, Eurotiomycetes, Eurotiales, Aspergillaceae. The record is from RefSeq and is a predicted model, not a curated record.